GGUCAGGGAAGGGCUCGAGAGAUGGCCGCGGCGCCAGGCGGAGAAGGCCCGGCUUCCGAGGCGGCAGGACCGGGCGGCGUCAACGUGUUCGCCAACGACGGUUCUUUUCUCGAACUGUUCAAGCGGCGCAUGGAGGAAGCCUCUGCGUCGGGAGGAAAGAGUGGACGAGAAAUGCCGAUCGCCGGAGCCGAGAAGCGGAAAGAGACCGAACCGCGGCCAGAGCCUCCCGGGGACCCAGAGCCACCGGGAAAGAAGCGGAGCGGGAGCGCCCUCAGCUUCGUGGGCAAGCGGAGAGGGGGCAGCAAGCUAGCCCUGAAGACAGGAAUGGUAGCCAAGAAACAAAAGACAGAGGAGGAGGUUUUGACAAAUAAAGGAGAUGCAUGGGCGAAAUAUAUGGCUGAAGUGAAAAAGUACAAAGCCCACCAGUGCAGUGAUGAUGAUAAAACCCGGCCUUUAGUGAAAUAACUUUUAUCUCCAGCCUGGACUGUCUGUGAUGUACAUAAUUAUUUAAAAUAUCAAAGGAGUAGUGCUGUCCCACAAGACUGAAUGCUGCCAUGGCAGCAGGAGACUUGCCAUACUUUUAUAUUUGAAAACUUAAGAGCCUCCUUCACUGAUUCGUUUAUUGUUUUCCCCUUCUUCUGAGAGCUAAGAACUUUGACUUAGUUGCCAGAUUUUUAAUUUGUAACACCCUCUCUCCAAAUAGUGGAAUUGGUCUGACAUUUCUUUCCCCAAAUCAUCAGGCAUCAGGCAUUCCUUUGCUGAUAAACCUUCAGCAUUGAGCCUUUGCUUAACAUUUUCUGUACCCCUGAACUUUUUACUAUAGUACAUGCUAAGAAGCCCUCUUUUAUCAAAUUCAGUACCUUUUACUGCUGAAGAUAAAUUUAAAAUAUGGUUGCAAAUAGUAAGUACUGCAGACUGUAAUAAUUCCAGAUAAUCCCUCUCUUCACUAUGAAAGACAAAUGAAUCUGGAUCUCUUGAUACGUUUAAUGUCUGACUGUUCUGUAGUUGCAUUUUUGCCCGUAUUGUUCUCUUCCCUUACUUCAAUUUCACUGCAUAUUGCAGCGAAUUAUGGAGUUUUGUAUUUAAUUCCAGCUGCUGCUUAAGUUUUUUCCUAGUCUUUUCCUAUGCAUGCUCCAAAUCUAAUACUGGGGGGUAUCCUGUGCCUGUCUACUAUCUAAGAAGCAAAAUGCUUGGUCUGUUUUUGUACCAAGUAUUAUAUAUUUGAGAAAAAUCACUAAAAUUACCUUAGGUGCUCUCUGCAAUGAAUUCUAGAUACUAUAAUUUUAACCUUUGACUGCUCCUAUGCCUCACUCCCAGGUGUUAUGAGCAGAGGUCCUUGGCUCUGAAAGCAAAAGCUUAGGGCUGUAGCCAUUGUAUUGAUAAUGGCUUUUUGCAUGCAUGGGACCUAUGCUCUUUUACCACUUGUUUACAUAUGCUGAGUUUGAUUUUUUUAAUACUUUCCAUAAAAUACUGUUGAAAUGGAAAGCACCUGAUGUGCAUUGGACACUGAAAUUGAGCAGGGCAAUUUCAUAUAAGGGCUUCUGGUACAAUCCCAACAA
This is a messenger RNA of Notechis scutatus (mainland tiger snake), 1559 nucleotides long. The record is from RefSeq and is a predicted model, not a curated record. NCBI's taxonomy places the organism in Eukaryota, Metazoa, Chordata, Lepidosauria, Squamata, Elapidae.